CAUAUUACAAUCUCUUAUCUUCCUGUUCUUACCUUAUUCAAAAGAAUUAUUUUAAUGUCAAAUAAUGAUAUUAAAACCCUUUAUUAUGAUAAAUAUAUUACUCAUUCUAGUAUUAUUAAUAUCACAAAAUUAAUUCUUCCAUUUUGUACAAAUAUUACUCAUCUUUUUCUUAGAAUAUUUCAAAAAGAACUUUGUGCUAUCAUUUCAUUUUUGAAAAGUUUAAAUCAUCUUAUUUUCUUAAAGUUGGAUUGGGAUAAUUAUCUUAAAAUUACUCAAAUUUCUGAAUUGGCUCUUUCAUUUUCUUCUUCUUUACAAAUUUUGGAAAUUUUGGAGAUUGAUUCAUCUAUGAUUGUUACAAUAUUGAGAACUUUAUUUCAAAAUAUGCAAUGUGAACUUAAAGAAGUUAGUAUUUGUAUGGGUUCUUGUAUUCAUGAUGAUAUAUUAAAUACAAUCAUAGAUUAUGCUAGAAGUAAAAAUAAUUCCUUAAAAGUUUUUAGAUACUCAAUUAUAACUUCAUAUCGUUAUUUUUGUUAUCAAAAACUUUCAAAAGAUGUAUUAGAAGAAGCCAGGAAUUUAUUCACAAUUGAUGAUAAUCCUGAACCUUUUAAAAGAAGUUUUAUUGAACCAAUUUACUAAUAUUAGUAUAUAUUGAAAAUUAUGAAAAUUAAAUUUAUUUGCUUCAGUACAUAGGUUUAUAUAGAUUUUUUGAGAAUUUGUUAUUGCAGAUUUAUUACCUCAUAUUGAAUAAAAGAUAAAUUAU
Messenger RNA from Rhizophagus irregularis DAOM 181602=DAOM 197198, 760 nucleotides. RefSeq lists its product as uncharacterized. NCBI's taxonomy places the organism in Eukaryota, Fungi, Glomeromycota, Glomeromycetes, Glomerales, Glomeraceae. The record is from RefSeq and is a predicted model, not a curated record.